This is a messenger RNA of Linum trigynum, 3407 nucleotides long. NCBI's taxonomy places the organism in Eukaryota, Viridiplantae, Streptophyta, Magnoliopsida, Malpighiales, Linaceae. The record is from the annotation of a GenBank genome assembly.
CUUCCAGACAAAUAUAAUCACCAAAUUCUGUUUUUAAAAGAUAGACAUAUUUGUAUUUUUCUGCAGGAGUCCUGAUUUCGGGAUCUAAGGGAAUUGACAGUGAAGCAGAAUUUGCUCAUCGUAACAAGGCGAUAAUUGGGGACAAAGAGUCUCCCGUUCAACGGACAUUUACCAGAAGCGCGCUUUGGAAUGAAAUUUCUCGUCUUAUCUUAUGGCUGCACAAGCUGACAAUAUAUAAUUUUACCUCAUAUAAAAUGGGAGCAUUCUAACUAGCUUGCGCCCAGUAACCCUAUAGUGUUAUUAUUAUCAUAUCAUAAAAAUAAUUAUUUGGAUAUUAUUGGCACUGAUUUAAUUGUAAGUUUAUAAGAGCAAUGCCGUAGCUCUCACGGUACACUGUCCAUCCCCAUUUGUUUAAUUAUUCCCCCAAUCCCUAGGCUUCUUACUAAUUAACUAUUAUUUCAUCAUUCCAUUUUCCAGCAAACGCGUUCAUGGUACACCGAUGAGUUCAGGUGCAUACGAAAUGUUUAGAAAAGUUGAUAAGUAAAUUAUAAAUUUUUUUUUUUUGGGUUAUAAAGAGAGUUUUCUUAUUAAACCCUCAACUUUUCCCACCCUCCCCUCCUCUGUAUGACACUAUAUUUCGAUAUUGUUUUCUUAAUAAAGUACUUUUAUCGUUAUGUACGGUUAAAGUUGAUGUGAAACAAAGAAUAUCCAUAAUUUACCACUUAAAAUUUACUAGUUGACGAGAUGGGUUAGCUUGUUAACCAUAAGGGGUUAGUGUGCACCAUGCUAAUCAUGAGCUGUAGUAGUACAUAAUCAUAGUUAUAGACUUAUAGUUAUUGUCGUUUCCCAUUUGUCGUUUUUUUUUUGUUCUUGUAGGACUACAACUCCGACAUAACUAUAAUUAUAGUAAUUGUUUUUGCAGUUGUAGUCCUUACCUUUUGAAAUUACAGAGCUUCAACUCGAUCCGAUAUAGACUACUACAACUCAUGAUUAGUAUAGUUGUAACCAUUAUAGGAUUAGCACAGUGUAUGGUCCCCUCAUACACAUCUUUUGAUGUUUGUUUCGCCAAUCAAGUGAGCGCGCGCGCGAAAUGAAGAACCGAACUCUUUCAUAGAUAAAUUUAACAUCUUAAUUAAACCAAUGCUUUUGUCUUUUUAAUGUGAUUAUUAGCCUUUAUUUCUGUGCCAAUUAAUCUUGGGUCGGGUGUCGAUCAGUCUGUGAGGCAGUCACACACCUUAAAAAGCUUGGAGUUUCGUCAAAAUCCCUUUCUCUCUCACUCACUUUAUUCUCCUCACAUGCAAAAUAGAAUAGAAGAACCCAUCUCUCUCUCGCCGUGCCGUUUACGUUGAUUUUUCCCCAUACGGGAUCCGCCUUCCAUGCAUUGCUUGUCGCGGCCGGCGACCGUCACAACAAGCAACGUAACUCAUCACUUUUGCCAAAUAUUUCCUUCCCCUAUCUCUGUGUUUGACCUAGCUAGCCAGCCAGCUUUUCUACUCUCUCUCUCUCUCUCUCUCUCUUUCUGGCGUCCAUUUCUUCUUGUUCUUUCUUUCCUUUCUUACCUGCCUUGUGUAUUAUCCGGCGAAAAACGGGAAGGAAGCAACGUCCCUUUCUUUCUCUCUAAGCUCGCUUCCACUUCCAUCUACGUACUCAACGCAGUAACCAGAAAGCAAGCAAAGUAGGUAAAAGGGAAGGAAGGAAGGAUCCAUAUAUAUACAUACACCAGAGAGAAGAUUAAUGGCAGGUGGAAGUGGCGGCGGGCAGCUCUCGGUGCCGCCGGGUUUCCGGUUCCACCCGACGGAAGAGGAGCUUCUGUACUACUACCUGAGGAAGAAGGUUUCUUAUGAGGCCAUAGACCUCGACGUUAUCAGGGAAGUCGACCUCAACAAGCUUGAGCCUUGGGACCUCAAAGAGAAGUGCAGAAUCGGGACAGGUCCACAGAAUGAGUGGUAUUUCUUCAGCCACAAGGACAAGAAGUACCCAACAGGGACUCGAACAAAUAGGGCAACCGCAGCUGGAUUCUGGAAGGCUACGGGGAGGGACAAAGCCAUUCAUUUCACCAGCAAUGAUCAUUCACAGAGGAUUGGGAUGCGCAAAACCCUGGUGUUCUACACUGGACGGGCACCUCAUGGCCAUAAGACUGAUUGGAUCAUGCACGAGUAUCGCCUCGACGACGACCAACAUCAUCACAACUCUCAGUUCCAGGAAGAAGGGUGGGUAGUGUGUCGAGUAUUCAAAAAGAAGAACCAAGCAAGAGGUUUCGCACCACAAAUGGGCGGCGGCGCCGACGACGAUCACCACCAGCACCACCACCUUCAACCCGCCACCACAUCCACUGCAUGCAACUCCGUCGGAGCAGCAGCAGUUUACGACGAGUUCGAGGCCGGUUCCAUGCAUCUCCCGCAACUCUUCAGUGCAGAAUCCGCACACUUCGUCAACUCCUACAACACCCACCACCACAACAACAACCUGAUCAGUAAUAUGAACAAUGAUUGCUCCCCGCUGAUGCAGCCACAGAGCUUCUUGAGGCUGCAGACGCCGAGCGGAAGUACCGGUGGCAAUUAUGGGAGUAGUAGUAAUAAUGUUGCGGCGGCGGGUGCUGAUUGGUCUUUUCUGGACAAGCUGCUUUCGUCUCAUCCUCAUCAGCAUGACCAGAGAUCAUCGGUGGCAGUGGGAGGCGGUGGCAAUUCGUCGGCGGUGACGGCGGCGCAGAAAUUCCCUUUCCCACUUUCUGGAUGCGAUCCUGCUGCUGCCGGGAUGUUCAAGUUUCCCCAGUGAUGGUCGUGCAUGCAUUUUGAUAAUUUUCAUGUGCUCGCUUUUUGUCGUUUUCUGAUAAUUUCCUUUUCUGUUGGAACGAAGUCAAGCAGAGACCGAAUAUUCUCUAUGAAUUUUUCCAACUUUUCCCAAGUUUACUAAUUUUUUGUCGACAUUUUUAAGAUAAUUGUUGUUCUCGAAAUUAGAAUCGAAGGUUUGUAGCAAGAGGGCGAAUGAGUGAAGCUCUUCCUGGACAUUUUAUGUCAGCACAGGUGUAAUUAACACCAGACUGAUUUUUUGCUAGCGUCGAGGGGUUAAGGUGACUAUUAUGUUUCUGACUACUAUGGUAGUGAGUGUGAUUGGGGCGGAUUUUCCUAAAUUAUCUUUAUUUUCAUUUCUAAAUGCUCAUAUUCAUAUGCGCACGUCAUAUUCAGAUAAGGAAGUUUGCAUCACUAUAUCUGUGAUUUACGACUACUCAUGGCCAUGGGUAAUAACACUCAUAAAUCUAAUAUUACUAUAUUUAAAAUUCAACAUUUAGAUUUUUAAUUAUCAGGAAAUCUACAAAGGUACAAUAGACACAUUUUAAUAUGAAUUCAACACUUUCGAUCUUAAAAUAUUCAUUAAUUCCUUAGAAAAAAUAUAAUAUUAUAAAUCAU